This is a messenger RNA of Pecten maximus, 2417 nucleotides long. Its product is annotated as arylsulfatase B-like. The record is from RefSeq and is a predicted model, not a curated record. The coding region runs from base 1 to 1776 and encodes 591 amino acids. The transcript has 10 exons. NCBI's taxonomy places the organism in Eukaryota, Metazoa, Mollusca, Bivalvia, Pectinida, Pectinidae.
AUGGAAUGUCAGACUAAAGUUUCUGUGCAGUUUAGGGCCGCCUUGCUGCAGGCAGAAAUGCAUAUGAACAAUGUUCAGAUGGACCUUCACCAGUACCUUUCCCACAGGAGAAGAAGGCACCACAGGCAACAGCGAAGACGUUAUUGGUCGAGGUCAUGGCUGAGCCCGGAGAGACGAAGGCACCUAUCGCUGUAUUUUCCUAUGUUUAGGUACCUAGCAUUCCUAGCUGUCCAUGAACCUCCUCAAGUUCCCCGAAGGCACAAAGACCGAUACUGUAUGCUCACACUGAAAACAAGGACAAACGAACUUACGCAGCACUUUCUGUUAUAUGAAUAUUGUCGAAACAAAACAGCCUCACAUAUUUUAUUUGUUCUUGCCGACGAUUACGGAUAUAACGACAUUGGUUAUCAUGGAUCAGAAAUCAAGACACCGACCCUGGACAAGCUGUCUGGAGAGGGUGUUAGACUGGAGAAUUACUAUGUACAACCCAUAUGUACACCUACCAGGAGUCAGCUUAUGUCGGGGAGAUACCAGAUUCACACCGGUUUGCAGCACCAUGUAAUCUUGCCAGACCAACCGAAUGCCUUACCAAGAGACAGUCCCACCCUACCAGACAAGAUGAGAGAGGCUGGAUACUCCACACAUGCUGUAGGGAAAUGGCAUCUGGGCUUCUACAAGGAGGAGUAUCUCCCCAACAAUAGAGGAUUUGACACGUUCUUUGGUUAUUUGACUGGAAGUGAGGAUUAUUACACCAAAAGACACUGUUUCGGACAAAAUGUUUGCGGAAAUGAUUUACGAGACAACUUUAAGCCUGUUGUGCCCAAUCCAGAUGAAUACUCAACAGAGAUGUACAGCAAGCGUGUUAUAGACAUUGUCAACAACUACAACUCAUCCAAGCCCAUGUUUAUCUAUCUAGCUUUUCAAGCUGUCCAUGGACCUUUAGAAGUUCCCGCAAGAUACAAAAACAAGUAUACUUUUAUUAAAGACCACAACAGGCAAAUUUACGCAGGUAUGGUAGCUGCCAUGGACGAGGCUGUAGGUAACAUCACUGCGGCAUUCCAGGCCAAAGGAAUAUGGGACGAUACCAUUAUGGUCUUCUCAACAGACAACGGAGGACAAAUUAAAAACGGAGGUAACAACUGGCCCCUCAGAGGAUGGAAGAAAUCUCUUUGGGAAGGAGGGAUCCACGGAGUCGGAUUUGUACACGGGAAAGCCCUACAGGAAAAGAGACGUGUGUCCCAUGAACUUCUACAUGUAACAGACUGGUAUCCUACAUUGGUAGGAUUAGCAGGGGGCUCCCUCAAUGGCACUAAACCCCUUGAUGGAUUCAAUCAAUGGAAAACAAUCAGUGAGGGAGCUAAGAGUCCCAGAGAAACACUACUACACAACAUAGACCCAUUAACCAAGCCUGUGGGAGACAAACUGAAGGGGAGUCCGUUUGAUAAUCGCUACAGAGCUGCUAUCAGGUGGAGAGACUGGAAGUUGAUAACUGGUGACCCAGGCAAUGGAACAUGGGUUCCAGUGCCCACAACUAUGGAGGAUAUCAACAUGGGUGAUGAUACUAGUCAAUCCAAAAAGAACCUGUGGCUGUUUAAUAUCGCCAAGGAUCCAGAGGAAAGAGUAGACCUAUCAUCAGACUAUCCUGACAUGGUGAUGAAGAUGCUUACAAAGCUACAGCAGCAGAACGAGACAGCUGUACCUUGUGUCUAUCCCCCUGCUGAUCCUAACGCUAACCCUGAACGCCUUGGGGGCUGGUGGGGGCCAUGGGAAAAAUAAUUGGAUGCAGUAGUUACUACCUUAUCGUGUGUUCACAGACAGAAUGAUAAUAAUCAUUAUAGUCAAAAGAACUCUGUUAACUUAUGUAUUUUGUAAGCGAUACAUCCCAAAUGCGAAUAUUAUCAUCUGGUGCAAAAUUGUUCUGAACCAUCGAUGGCUUUGUUAUUAAUAGGAGCUACCUGCUUUAAAACGACAAACGUGAAUCAGUGAGAACUGUACAUAUUCUAUUUCACAAAGACGGUUGCUGUUUGAAUCACAGAUCACAUAAACUAGUAUGAGACUAUGAUGUAGCCUUGACCGACAAUAUGGGAUUUGUUUGGAUACUUUUCUAUCUGGUAUACUCCCAUGCCAACACACAUUAUAUAUACAUAUAUGUAGAUACGCGCUACUAAUUGUCAUUAUUAACCUUUAAAACUGGUAAUAUUGUUGAUUAAUUGGAUAAGAAAAUGUUGUUCCUAAAUCCCAUCCUAUAGUUAUAUAUGUUGAUAUUAGUCUCUACCCGUGAGCAGUAAACUCGAAGAUUAAACCGCGUUCCAAAUAUAGCGCUACUUCGUUGCAAUAUCUACUGUUAUCAUUUAAUGACAUUGUAAGUGUUUUUUUUUCUUUUUGUGAAAUAAAUUCGUUUAAUGCCUCGUGUAUUA